UUCAAUUCUUCAUUCAUGUAAAUAUUUGUUAGAGAAGCAUUAUUAUUUUCACGUGGACAAGUUUCCCUUUCACCAUCCUUUCCUAGUUUCCGAUGAUGAUCUAUAUAUUAUGAAGUUCUUCUAGCAAAAUAUUUUAAUAAUUAAUCAUCUUUCAUAUUUUUUAUUUGUGAUACAUCUUCAAUCAGGAACUAAAGCAAGUGCACUAAUUUUCUAACAACAAGUAAUUCAUGAUUGAAUUAUUGUACUGACUGUUAAAGCACCACCUUGACAUUUUGUCUUCAAAUUGUGAAAAAGAUAGAAUACUUUUACGAUAAAAGUUGUUUAUUCAGAUUUGACAAAGUGAAAGUUCCAAAGGAAAAAAGAAUUGAAUGCAUCCAAGAAAAUGCCAAAGGUAAGUAACUGAAAAUCCAUAUAAUCAUGGUAAUCUCAGAUAGAGUCAGAUUACACUUGUUUUUUCUCAUAUAGAAUCAGAUUACACUUGUUCUUUGUCAUACAGAAUCAGUUUACACUUGUUCUCUCCUCAGGUCACUUCUUUUCUCAAUUUUCUCUCUAGUGCUGCUACAAAUAUCAUCAAUCCUUUCUUGAAGGAAGGAGCUUUUCUUAGACUAAAACUCUCUUCACUUGGUAAGAAUUCCUCUCUCUCUCUCUCUCUCUCUCUCUCUCUCUCUCUCUCUCUCUCUCUCUCUCUCUCUCUGUGUGUGUGUGUUUGCAUGAUAUUCAGUUAUAUAGACAUUUCCCUUUCAGAUUUGCUACCAACCACUGAUCUCUCCUUUGUUGCUCAGGUGGCAGAUUAAACUCAGGAUUUACCCUUUUAGAGGUCUGAUCUCUUCUCAAUCGGUCAAUCUUCUUUUUUUUUUUUAACUGAUGGUGGUGUCCGGGCCAGCUUGUGUGCACCUCGACUAUUCCACCGGAUACCUGAUAUCUCUCACCAGCACAGGUACCGGGUAAUUCUGCCCAUCAAGAUUUAGGCAGAUGGGAAGAAGUCACCUACUAUUUUUUGUGUCACUUGGGAUUUGAACCUUGGUCUUCAAGGUUCGCACCCACUUCAUUGACCAGUUGACCACGCCCUUGGGCGUGAAUCAGUCAUUCAUUUAGCACAUUCCUUCUUGCUAGCAGUAUUGUUUAUAUCCUUGUUCAAUGAAGCCUGUUGAGUAGACUUUAAAAGCUCUUUGGUUCCAAGAGAUAAAUUUCCGUGACAGAGCUUUACUUGUUUUCUAAUUUCUCGUCAACUAAGUUAAAUUAAUUACCCUAAUUAGCCAGAAGUAUGAAACAAGAGGGCACUAACCCCUAUGUAAUUAAUGGGUAAAUGUCAAAGAUGCCCACAUAAAAUGUGGGAAUAUACAAUUACAUGGCAAGUGAUAGAUAUAAAUGUCAUUCAUAGAUUUGCCAGAGAAGAUAACAUUAACAUUCAGAAAACCUACUCAAAAUGUUAUUUUCUCAAAGAAGGUAAAAAUGCUUUUAAAGUAAUUACAUUAAAUUAGUAGAAUAUAACUCAUAUUUACUACCUUCAUUCAUAUUCAUUACUCACACUAAGUUUACAAAGUGGACAAACAUUUACCAAAAGAAAUAGUGCGUCCCCUUAUUACAAGAUGUGCUUAGAACUAAAUCAAAUUAAAGAGUAGAAUCCAAAAGCUUGGUCCAUACUAGAUCCGACAUACAAAACAGGAAUACAUUAUUCAUAACUCGAUGCAGCUUAGUACUAAAUCCAAUUUGAGGUGUGAAAGAUCUGUAAGCUUGUCCAACUGAAUAGAUGUUAUACCACUUGCUCAUUCCAGGUUAUACUUAGUGCUUGUACAACCUGAAUCCUUUAAUCCACCAACAUGAAAUGGCAAACUUAUAAAUACCCUAGGAGUAGACCUAUCCAGUGGGCCAUAUGAGAGCCACUAGAUACCAGGAUAUUCAAAUGAUGACUUUUUUCUUCUUUCUCAAUUGGGACUUAAACAAUGAUUUUAAAGGGGGUUAUGAGAUGGUACAGCUGAUGCCGAAACAAUUUUAUCAUAUAAUAUUUUUCAAAAAUAAAUCCUUCCUAUAUUCCAUCUAGAAUUGUUUCAACUACAGUUAUGUUUUAGUCCUCUCACAAAAAUUCAAAAUAGUGUUCCUAACAAUUGCCCGGUCAUACUCCACUUCUCAUAUAUAGGUACACAAGUAUGAAUCAAAGGCAAGGAACCACACAUUUUUCCAUAUUGAGAUAAUCAUUGUUCUGAUAUCUGAGAAAAUAAGUAUCCUUGUCAACUGAUAAUCUAUAUGUUCAUCGCAUUAAUCCAUACAGUCAAUGCAUCAUAACACAUAACGAAGGCCACAGAAUUUUCGGAUGUUUGUGUCUUUUGUGUUGAAUAGUUCUAUGUAUCUAUGGUUUCUCUUGCAGCUCUUCGUGUUAUUAAGACUAACUUGUCUAAUCUAGUCUAUAAGUAAUCUAUGUCAUAAUUUCAGAAGUUAGAAAUAACCUCAUAGUGCAGGCAAACAGAGGACACAAAAGUUCUCUAAUGGAUACGGCAAAGGGUGACCAAAGAUCUGAAGUGAAAGACUCUGGGAGAUCAGUCAAAGCAGAUAGAUCAAUGGGUUGCAAGCUCAAGGAGAUUUAUGCAGCUUUAUGUUGUAUGCUAUGCAGUAAACUGUUUGAAGAAGCCACCACUGUAAACCUUUGCCUUCACACAUUUUGCAAAAGGUGCAUCUAUCAAGCAGUUCAAGAAACUAAGUGCUGCCCACAAUGCAAGGAAGACCUAGGUUCUUCACCUGAAGAGCAUCUCAAAGAUGAUGAGAAAAUACGGUCCAUAGCACAGAAAAUCCAGUUUCUCCUUACUGGAGAAGGACAACUGGGAUCCGAAGCUAAUGAUGUGACUCAAGGAGCUGGAACUAAUAAUCAGCUCGAGGAUCAUGAAAUUUUUGAGGAGAAGUUUCUUCACAACCCUGCAGAUGCAGAGAAAGAAAAUACCUUAGAUCGCACGUCCUCACAAGAAAGCUCAGCUUUAUCUACAACUGCAUCUGCAGUUAAGGUAGUUAUUGGCUCUUUUCCUUUUCUCCAAUCAAAAGUUCACUGUAUUUGGCAUAUAUAUUUUGGAAAGGAAUUUGGCCUUAAGUUCGUAGUGUUGGUUAGAUGUAUUUCACAUAACCUCAAUAUAAAAGUCUGUUUCUUUAAAGAUGCCUCAGGUUGCUUGCGGUGUAUCUCAAACCAAUGCUGAAGUAGGUAAGUCCAAGACGGAGGAGAUCAGAGGGCAAAAGAAGAAAAAGAGGAACAAGAACAGAAGAGCGCGCCAGCUUACACCAGGUGAGACUAGUAAGACUGAGGAGAAAAAGUCGGACAUUGGGCCAGAUGACAUUCAUAAGGACGAGCAUGCCAAAGACAGAGAGUCUUCAACACCUAAAAAGCAAGUUUUGGAUGAAAAACAAAAGGAAGUCUGCUCUUUCUGGUUUUCUCUUGUACCACAGGGAGAUAAGUACGUACCCGACCAGUCACAUCGCUCUCAAGAUUCUUAUUCACUGAUCUGACACAACUUUGUUCUUUUACUCUUGACAGGAGUGGACGCAGGUUGCCUCCCAUUAAUAAGUCCUAUAUCCAUCUCAAGUAAGAUUUUCACAUGCAUCUAUUCUUUUAGCAUAGACUUUAGUGUAGAGUAGAUUGAAUUUUUAAUUAGUUACAUGCAUGCAAAAGGGGCCAAGCCAUUAAUUGCAUUUCACGAGAUAGCAUCUAACACUAGCAUUUAAUUUCCGUCCUCAAUAUUGAUCUGUCCCCUAUAUUUUUAAAUCUCAUUUCUAUCACCAUGUAAAAUGAAAUAACUGAUUUUGCACAUAUGCAGAGACAGUAGAAUCACCGUAUCUGCAAUCCAGAAGUACCUCGCACAGAAGCUAAGUAUAAAUGAUCAUACUGAGGUAAUGAUUUUAUACACAGUGCUAAACUAAUUUCAAAUAUUGCCUUUUAUGUAUCAAGAAAGUAUUGCCUUUAUUCAUGUAGAAAACAACCAAAAGGGGAAAGAAAACUUUUGAAAAGAAGUGCAAACCUUUUUGAAAGUCUUAAACGGGAAUCACACAAUUCAGUAUACAAAAGUGCACAAGCAAAACAACUCGUGAACUAUAAAUUUAGCCAGAAACUUCUGCCUCAGGCCCCCCCAUAAUAACAUAAAAACUUAUGAAAAGCUUUCUUUUCAAGAGUCUCUAUCUGUUAAAUGAAUUAGCUUACAGAGAAAGUGUCAGCCUUGGGAAACAAUUGAGUGAGCUAAAAUACGAAAUAAGAUCUGAAUAUAGACAUCUGAGCAUUCACUCCAACCAGCUGUCUCUUCAGUUUCCUGGGUAACUAGAAAACUAACGACAAUAAUCUAUGCCUUAAUGUAUUGUCAAAAUUUUGCAUUUAUUUGAGCUAGUUAGUUAUAUAAAAUUCAUUUAUUAACUACCGCUGUUACAUCAAGAACUAGGAAACUGUAACUUUUUGCCCUCUAUUUGGAUUAUAUACUAGUAAUGUUUACAUAACAUAGACAUAGAAACUAUGAAUGAGAGGGGGAGCAGAACAUUUGAAUGACUCGAAUUAGAAGGACAAAAUAAACACGUAUAGAACAGUGAAACAGAUUGCUACACAUACAAGAAGAAAUGUAGAAAGAGUUGCCAAAGUACUGCUUUGCCACUGAAUAUUUUCUAAUAUUUUGUGCAGGUGGAUGUUGUAUGCUGCAGGCACAAACUGGACGAAAGUAUGACCCUCAAGGACAUUCAGUUUAUAUGGAUGUCAGACCUUCAGAAUUCAGGAAGGAGAAAGGAUAAGUGGGGCACAAAGGAGCUUGUGAUUGAGCUAGGGUACAUCAGAAGCGAGAACUCUGGAACUCCCCAAAAGAAAUAAGAAGUGUGGCUAUCAUGGUUUAAAUGCAAUGAACUUCCUAUCCCGCAAGAAACUUAAAGACUAUCAGUAGACAAUUUCUGUACUUUCAUAAUAAUAGCCUCAGAGCUAUUAGUACCUUUCUUUUUUUGUUGCAACAACUACCAGCCUCGAACUCUUGACCUAGUGGCAUGGAGAGGACUCUCUCAACCACUAUGAACAAGAAUGGCCGGUGUUUAGUACCUUUCUCUGUUUUAUUAUCGGCAAACAAUCUAUGCUUUGGACCUGUGUUCUCUAGUUUUCUCUAUCAAAAAUUAUGCUAUGGACUGCUAUUUACCUCUAUCAUCUAGGUUGCACUGGGCUGCUUGAUCUUUGCAUAUUCCACCACUAUGCAAUAUACAAUGAGAAAGUUUUUCAGAAUGCGUUUUACAAUAAGCAGGUUUUUCAGAAAGUCUGGAUUGACUUUCACUAAUUUAUACUCCUCUACAGACAGAUGGAUGUAAAGCUAUUUGGAACUUUUUUGCCCAUCAGCUUUUAUUAUAGAGUUGAUACCCCUUCACUUCUGUCCUUCUUUAGCCCAUCCAUUAGUGCUUGACAUACAAUUUGUGACUUAAAGAGUCAAUUCGAGCUCAAACCAAAUAUUGAUUAUUCAUAUAUCGUUGUUCUUCUAGUAGUUCAAACCCUAGUUCAGUCAUAUUCAAAUGAAGCGCUCCCUAUGCCCCCAAUAAAGAAUGAUGUACUUCCCUUUUUGCUUCGUCAUAAAAAACCUUGACCACCUUCCUUUUCUUUUCAAUCAGAAAACUUGACCACCUUCCUUGAUAUACAAAUAUUUCUCCCUCCAAAAAUGCAAACAACUAUAAAACUUAAUUACUCCUUAUCCAUAAAAGAUAGUUUUGGAUUCUCCCAGAAUGUCCACAUUACUACUUGAAACCAUUUUCCCCUGGCUUUUUAUUAGCUUUGAUACUAUACUAAUUCAAAAGCUACAAUUAUGGAAUAUUGAACUGACAAAAAAAGUACUUAGCCAACUCUGCUUCUAAACUUCAUUGAUCAAUCAAGUCAUGAUAAAAUUACAGAAAGAUUACUGUACAUUAUUCCAGACUUGAUAUGACGUCUUCUCUACGGACUAUUUUUCAUGACAUAAAUGACUACGAAAUUUGCUCACAUUCCAAACUAGUACUUUACACUUCUUUGUCAAACAUGAUAUGAUACUUCAUCCUAAUAUUCUACUCAUAAUCUCCAAGCAAGUCAAAUUGAGUUAUUUUGUAGUGGGUGGAGGCUGGAGGGACAAAGUCAGAAGCCCUUGGCUUCUCUUUCCAGUUAUCUUCAUUGAUAAGGAUUCUAAAAUAAGUUUGCAGUUAGGCAUCCAACUUUCCUCCUAUAAGAAAUCAUUAGCUAGUGCAUGUACCUCUUCAUACUUUGCUUAACUAUAGUGCCAACUACCAUACAUGUGAUGUAAGAAACCAUCACAAAGUCAAUUCAUUUCGUUGCAUCAUAAUUAUAUUGCUACCAGUAGACCAAGAAAAAGAAUUAGAAGAAAGCAAUAAUCUCCAACAGAUGCAUAACCUUUAAAUUAGCCCUCGGGACUUUGGUUCAGUGAUAAGAGCACGUGUAAUGUGUGACCAUGCGUGUUAGGCGCACGCGUGUUCAAACCCUACUGUGGCUAAGCCCUAGUAUUUAAGAGAAAAAGGGUAUAGGGGCAUGCCCAUUAUCCACUAACUUCCAAACCGUGCUCCAACUAGCUCUCUGCAAUUUCUCGGUUAUCAAAGAAAAAAGUUUUGAUCUUUAAAUACAGAAUGGCUGCAGCAUCACCAAGCAGCCACUUGACCUUCAUGGUGUUGUCAGCCAGUUUGGCCGAUUCAUAUCUUCUCACCAGAAGAAGAACAUUGUACUGUUAGCAUGUAAUUAGCAUACUGCUUUGAACAGAAAAUUAUCUCCCCAAAGGUAUAAAUCCCUAAAACAGGAAAAAAAGCCGGGGAACUGAAGCCAUACACAUUAAAUGACUUCAAUUGCCAUCCAUCCACCCCAUUUUUCCUUUGGCUUGCACUAACUAUUCCUACUCUAUCUAGCAUCGGUUUGUUAAACUUCUGACCAGAACAACUCUAAAACUAAUACACAUCACCAAUUUAAUUUACAAGAUAUAAACUAGCAACUAUGAAUAGUUGAUCUCCAAAGAGUAAAAGUUUACUUGGAGAGUAAAAGUUUACUCUAAAUCAUCAGCACCUAUGAACUCCUUGGGUUUCGAGUCCCCACCUUGGCCUCCCGAAUAAUUACCACACCCCUCCUGGUCCUGAGCCUGGCCUUUCUUUUAUUUUAAAUUUUUUUCCUAUAGGUAGCCAAAGCAUAUAUCACACGACCUGGUGACAUACCAUCCAUGCCCCUUCUCUUCCUCCGCCAUAAAGCGUCCUGAUUCUUUUAUUUGUCUUCCAUUCCAUGUGGCUCCUCCCGUUGUGAUGUCUCCGGGGCACUCCCUCACUGGACUCAUCCCUCUAUAAACAGACUUCUCGGUAGCCGCUUCAUGCCCUACUAGAGAGCGCCAAACAAAGGCAGAUCUAAAGUGUAACCUAAGGGUUCACGGAAUCAAUAACUUUUGCCCAAACCCUGUAUAUACAAUAAGAAAUCCAUUAAAUAUCUAUAACUAUUUGACUUUGAACCUAGUUGUUAUUGUAUAUUAACUUGAGGUCGUUGUAUGAACCCAUAAAUUUCAAAUCAUGGAUCGGCCUCAAGCUCCUAAUCCUUAUUCUACAGAUCAAAGAGGGAGGUCAUUCCCCCAUUAAUUUCUGGGCCUAAUACUACAACUACAUAUCUAUCUACCGCAGCCUCAAAGUACUCCCAAAAGGAAUGAGAUGUUUCUUUCAAAUUCGUUUGUUUUUAGUUGGGUCAGAGCAGAAAUGAUAUUUGAAAAUUGAAAUAAUACUAAGAACGUUAGUAGUACUAAUUACUAAACAUUAUGCUUAGAACAUUGUGAUCAAACCAAACAACCAAUAACCUAAAAUAUGGUACAGUAUAUAUUGUUUAUAGUCAAAUUAAAGCACCGAAUUCAGCUUCCA
Molecule: messenger RNA, 7845 nt
Organism: Nicotiana attenuata
Lineage: Eukaryota; Viridiplantae; Streptophyta; Magnoliopsida; Solanales; Solanaceae
Exons: 3
Coding region: 2484-3179 (231 amino acids)
Molecular function (GO): ubiquitin-protein transferase activity
Source: RefSeq, a predicted model, not a curated record